Messenger RNA from Tetrapisispora phaffii CBS 4417, 2889 nucleotides. It is a transcript of the gene BUD2, whose product is annotated as GTPase-activating protein BUD2. The transcript has a single exon. The record is from RefSeq and is a predicted model, not a curated record. The coding region runs from base 1 to 2889 and encodes 962 amino acids. Gene Ontology annotation, biological process: regulation of GTPase activity. Lineage: Eukaryota; Fungi; Ascomycota; Saccharomycetes; Saccharomycetales; Saccharomycetaceae.
AUGAUGAAACAAGAUACUCUCCCGCCAGCUGCAGACCAUCAGAUUGUGACAGAGUUUGAACAGAAAUAUGACGUCUACUGGUCUUUAGACUCGAUUGAUUGGAAUGAAACCGACACUGUUAAAAUAAAUACUAAAGGUCAAUUGAUAGCAAUCAAUACUUCCACUUUAAACUCUACAACAUUAAUAAAUAACUUACAGGAUUGCAAGAUUAAUUUGUCAAAAUAUACAAACGAUAGUUUACGAAUUAAAAUUGAUGGUUUCAAUAAAAAGACAAUAUAUCUGAGAGUCUCUGAUUCUACUGUUCUCAAUAAGUUAUUGGAUUGUCUUUUGGUUUGGUCAUCUUUUAAGAAUUUUGGAAUAUUCAAUAAACUAAUCUACUACCAGGAAACUUUAUCUUCUGACCAAUCGAUAAUUUAUGAAAAUGUAGAUGACUGCAAAUAUUCUGAUAAUAAAAUAUCUCAAAAAGUUAAUAUUAAAAUCCUUACUGACGGUUUGUUACGAAUAUAUUCGACUGAGGAAGAGGGUCAAAAUGCGCUAUUGAAAUCAAUAGAUGUUAGGACAAUCUUAGAAUCGCAAAUUGAUAAAUUACUUGGGCAUAAUGUUAAAGGGAUAAUAAUAUAUUCAAACGAAAGAGAAGGAGAAGAACUAAAACUGCAAUUUAUUUCAAUGGCUGACUACACAAAAGUCUGGGAACUCUUAUAUAAAUUUACAAUUAAAAGUUAUUAUUCAAAUAAAAAUGAGAAAAUAGAAAAUUACCUAAAGCUAUCACAUUCAUUCAAAAUUAAUAUCAUAGAGGCAAAACUGGAGCCAGAGUCAUUUGAAGGAGAUUUUAGUUAUUAUUGUUCGAUACAAUUAUCAGAAGAUUUACCCACAAAUUUCAAAACUACUACCUUAUCAAACUAUGAUGUUUUGGAUAACUCUACCUUGUUUUGGAGAGAAUCGUUUUCAUGCGACAAAUCCGUAAAUAUUGAUACCCUGAAAUUAAAUCUAAUCAAAAUUAAUAAUGAAACACAACAUUGUAACACUAUAGGCUCUGCCAUAAUAUAUUUAAACAAAUUAACUGAUAUAAAAUCAUUACAAAGACUUCCACUCAAAUCAGAAGAUUCGACGAACAAUCAAAUUGGUGAUAUUUGUUUUCAAGUAGAAUACAUGAAAAAGAAUAUUUUAAUUAAUUCAAUGGAUCCGUAUAAGAACUUCGAAAAAAAUUUGAAGAAUACAAAUAUGUCAGAUAUUUUAUCAUAUAUUACUCAACGAACAUCCAAUUUAACACACACCGAGCUAAUUGAAAUAUCAGUCCCUUUAAUCGAUGCGUUCCAAUGUUUAGGUAAGGAAAAUUCAUGGUUACAAUCGUUAAUGAAUUAUGAGAUUAUGAAUAUAACCGUGAAAUUAAAAUCAACCGAUAAUGCCAGUGCUAUUAUAAACACAAUAUUUAGAGGAAACAGUUUAUUAACUAUAUCAACCGAAUACCUCUUCAAUAUGACAGGUAAGAUUUAUUUAGUAGAAACAAUGCGUAGCGUAAUCACUGAUAUAUUGAAUACAAAUGAAGUCAUUGAACUUGACGAAAAUAGAUUAAGAAAAACAUAUCAAGGUAAAACAAAUAAGUCAAUGGAAGAAUUGAUAUCUGAUAAUAAAUUAAAACUUUCAUAUUGGGUGGAAAAAAUUUGGAAAAAUCUGUACACAACUAUUGAAAAAAUGCCUAUCGAAAUUAAGAAGGCAUUAAAAAGCUUAAAGACAUCAUUGGAAGAAAUUCUGAUAUCACAAAUUAAUGUAGAUAGAGGUACUAAGGAGAAAAUAAUUUUAAAUUCUAUCUCAAGUUUCUUAUUUCUAAGAUAUUUAUGUCCGAUAUUAUUGAAUCCAAACCUGUUUGGAAUCACUAAUAAAAUACCAAAUGAGAAUGUAAGAAGAACAUUAACAUUAAUUACAAAAGUUUUGUUACAUUUUUCUACCUUGACACAUUUUGGCAAUAAAGAACCUUGGAUGCUUUGUAUGAAUGACUUUAUUGAUGAUAAUAAUGAUGAUCUUCAUAAUUUUAUUGAUAAGAUUGUUAAUACUUCUAAUAACAGUGAUGGAAAUGGGGGAAACAUAAAAUCUACUGUCGAUUUUUAUGAACCAACAUCUUUAGAUUUAACUGAAUUCAAUCUAAUUGGUGUUGAUCCCAAUACUUUGGAAUCAAAUUUUUACACAAUAAAAAAGUGUUUUAAAUAUACCGAUGUUAUCAAUCUGUUGGUUACUUUCAUGUUAAAUGAAGAUCGUGAACCUAGUGAUCAUAUUCCAAUGUCUAAUUUAAGCAUGAGUACAAUUAUGUCUGAUAUUCCAUUUGAAAUAAAUAGUGAAAGUUGUCAACAGUUUCAUAAUGACAAUACAGGUACACUAUCAUCGUUAAAACGACAUAAAUUAAUACUUAAUGAAAAUGCAACGGAAGUGGAGUUAGCGAGUAUACAUGAUACUUAUUCUUCUUCUCAUAGUGAAAUUGGUAACAUGAGUAUUUUAUUGAAUAGUGCAUCAAUAGUCCACACUAAAAUAAAGUCUUUGUUAAACACAACUUUCCAAUUAGAAUAUCCUAGUGCUUCACUUUCUAGACUAGAUCCAUACUUUAUCAAGCUAACAAACUCAACGUAUAUAAAUAAACAUGACAGUUUGUACAUUGAGAAUAAUCCAGGAAAGGAUAUUAAAACAAAAAAUUAUUUCCAGCUACAACCUUUUGAGGUUAAAAACAUUCCUUUAAAUUCAAAUAAAUAUGUCAAAUGCAUUACUGACGCAGCAUCUUCGAGUCCACGGUCUAAAGCUUCUAGGUUUUCAAGGAUGUUCCUUGGAGCUACAUCAAAUGCACCAGAUUCAGAGCAGACAUCAAACAAAAUUGGCAAAUGGCUACGUUGGGAUAGACAUUAA